Messenger RNA from Melanotaenia boesemani (Boeseman's rainbowfish), 3901 nucleotides. It is a transcript of the gene ctnna2, whose product is annotated as catenin (cadherin-associated protein), alpha 2. The coding region runs from base 254 to 2971 and encodes 905 amino acids. Gene Ontology annotation, biological process: cell-cell adhesion; cell migration. Gene Ontology annotation, cellular component: adherens junction; catenin complex; actin cytoskeleton. Gene Ontology annotation, molecular function: structural molecule activity; cadherin binding; actin filament binding. Lineage: Eukaryota; Metazoa; Chordata; Actinopteri; Atheriniformes; Melanotaeniidae. The record is from RefSeq and is a predicted model, not a curated record. The transcript is spliced from 18 exons.
GGAGCGCUGGGAGGGGUCAUUAUUUCGCAGGGACCGUGGGAGGAGGAGGCAUUUCCGACACACCGACAGAAACGUGUAGCCUCAGAUUCAGCACCACAAGAUUAAGGAGAGCGUCCAGAUUGAGUCGAUUAUCACUCUUCGUGGGUUAACUGAACAGGAGGACACCAUUUUUUGGGAGUACUGACUGAGACAAGGCGCUGCUCACAGUUUGUGGACCUGCAAGAGGCGUCUCUUCCAACAUUUAAAAGAGAAUAUGACGACCGCCACUUCCCCUAUCCUGUUGAAAUGGGACCCAAAGAGUCUUGAGAUCCGCACCUUGACUGUGGAGAGACUUCUGGAGCCCCUGGUCACACAGGUCACUACACUGGUGAACACCAGCAACAAAGGGCCUUCCAGUAAGAAGAAGGGACGAUCAAAGAAGGCUCAUGUCCUGGCAGUGUCUGUCGAGCAGGCCACCCAGAACUUUUUGGAAAAGGGUGAUCAGAUUGCCAAAGACAGCCAGGACCUCAAGGAGGAACUCAUUGCUGCUGUGGAGGAUGUCCGUAAGCAAGGAGAGACUAUGCGCAUUGCUUCAUCUGAGUUUGCCGAUGACCCAUGUUCCUCCGUUAAACGGGGUACCAUGGUGAGGGCAGCCCGCGCCCUGCUGUCUGCCGUCACCCGCCUGCUCAUCCUCGCUGACAUGGCCGAUGUCAUGAGGCUCCUUGCACAUCUUAAAAUUGUGGAAGAGGCCCUGGAGGGAGUUAAGAAUGCUACCAAUGAGCAAGAUCUGGCCAACCGCUUUAAAGAGUUUGGAAAGGAGAUGGUGAAGCUCAACUAUGUGGCAGCCCGAAGACAGCAGGAACUGAAAGACCCUCAGUGCCGGGAUGAGAUGGCAGCAGCUCGUGGGGCUCUUAAGAAAAACGCCACCAUGCUGUACACGGCCUCACAAGCGUUCCUGCGCCACCCAGAUGUGGCAGCCACACGUGCCAACCGAGACUACGUGUUCAAGCAGGUCCAGGAGGCCAUUGGCGGCAUCUCCAGUGCUGCUCAGGCCACCUCUCCCACUGAUGAGAAGCAUGGCCAUGCUGGCAUUGGUGAACUGGCUGCUGCCCUCAAUGAAUUUGAUAACAAGAUCAUCUUGGACCCUCUGACAUUCAGCGAGGCUCGUUUCCGGCCCUCUCUGGAGGAGCGAUUAGAAAGCAUCAUCAGUGGAGCUGCACUAAUGGCUGACUCUUCGUGCACACGUGACGACCGCCGUGAACGCAUUGUGGCUGAGUGCAACGCAGUUCGACAGGCCCUUCAAGACUUGUUGAGCGAGUACAUGAAUAAUACUGGCAGAAAAGAGAAAGGUGACCCACUGAACUCAGCCAUUGACAAAAUGACCAAGAAGACCAGGGACCUGCGCAGACAGCUGAGGAAGGCAGUGAUGGACCACAUCUCCGACUCUUUCCUAGAGACCAACGUGCCCCUCUUAGUGCUCAUUGAAGCAGCUAAGAGUGGAAAUGAGAAGGAGGUCAAGGAGUACGCCCAGGUGUUCCGUGAACAUGCCAACAAGUUGGUGGAGGUGGCCAACUUGGCUUGCUCCAUUUCCAACAAUGAAGAGGGGGUGAAGUUGGUAAGAAUGGCUGCCACCCAAAUCGACAGCUUAUGUCCACAGGUUAUCAAUGCUGCUCUCACUCUGGCUGCCCGCCCCCAAAGCAAGGUGGCCCAGGACAACAUGGAUGUUUUCAAGGAUCAGUGGGAGAAGCAAGUGCGCAUCUUGACCGAGGCUGUGGAUGACAUCACUUCAGUGGAUGACUUCCUUUCUGUGUCAGAGAAUCACAUCCUUGAGGAUGUCAACAAAUGUGUAAUUGCUCUGCAAGAAGGAGAUGUGGACACUCUUGACCGAACUGCUGGAGCUAUUCGGGGCCGAGCUGCUCGUGUGGUCCACAUCAUUAACGCUGAGAUGGAAAACUAUGAACCAGGAGUCUACACUGAGCGGGUGCUGGAGUCCAUCAAGCUCCUGUCUGAGACUGUCAUGCCCCGUUUUGCUGAACAAGUGGAGGUAGCCAUCGAGGCACUGAGUACGAACCCCCCACAGGCCUUUGAGGAGAAUGAGUUUAUUGAUGCAUCCCGCUUGGUGUACGACGGCGUCCGUGACAUCAGGAAAGCUGUCCUAAUGAUAAGGACACCAGAGGAGCUGGAAGAUGACUCUGACUUUGAACAAGAGGACUAUGAUACUCGCAGCAGGACUAGCGUUCAGACUGAAGAUGACCAGCUUAUUGCCGGACAGAGUGCUCGGGCCAUCAUGGCACAGCUUCCUCAGGAGGAGAAGGCUAAGAUUGCUGAGCAGGUGGAGAGCUUCAGACAGGAGAAGUGCAAGCUAGAUGCAGAAGUCGCGAAGUGGGACGACAAUGGCAACGACAUCAUCGUGCUGGCCAAGCAGAUGUGUAUGAUCAUGAUGGAGAUGACGGACUUCACAAGAGGCAAAGGCCCCCUGAAGAAUUCCUCAGAUGUGAUCAACGCUGCGAAGAAGAUUGCAGAGGCUGGUUCCAGGAUGGACAAAUUAGCUCGUGCUGUUGCAGAUCAGUGUCCUGACUCAGCCUGCAAGCAGGAUCUGCUGGCCUACCUGCAGAGAAUUGCUUUGUACUGUCAUCAGCUGAACAUCUGCAGCAAGGUGAAAGCUGAGGUGCAGAACUUGGGUGGAGAGCUCAUUGUGUCUGGGUUAGACAGUGCCACCUCUCUGAUCCAAGCAGCCAAGAAUCUCAUGAACGCAGUGGUGCUGACGGUAAAGGCGUCGUACGUAGCUUCUACCAAGUACCAGAAGGUGUACGGAACAGCUGCGGUUAACUCGCCGGUGGUGUCCUGGCGCAUGAAAGCCCCAGAGAAGAAGCCUCUGGUAAAAAGAGAGAAGCCGGAGGAAUGCCAGACACGUGUACGACGAGGCUCCCAGAAGAAACACAUCUCCCCAGUCCAGGCCCUCAGCGAAUUCAAGGCUAUGGACUCCUUCUAAGAGUUAAAAAAAAAAAGUCAUGAAAAAUAGCAAAACAUGAUGCUGACAAGUUGGUGAAAAAGUCCCUUUUUACAUUGUGUUAACCCACUUCCGUUUGCUCUGUGUGUGAUUGGUGAAGCUCAGGAGGACCGCAGUACACAUGAAACUGCCUUACUGUGGCUCCAGUGAACACUGUGGUCUUCAUGGCUCACAGACGGCCAACACACACACAUACACACACACACACACACACACAUAUACACACACACACACACACACACAACAGUAUUUAUUAAUUUUAUUGAUCUUAUUGUAGCUUAAUAUGUGAGAGCCAAAAUGUGACAAGUAAUACUUCUGAAAACAUGGGAGUUACAACAUAUCAGAAGAGGAAGAAUGGCAUUUAAAAAAAACAAAAAAAAAAAAAAAAAAGAAAAUUUGUGGCCGUUGAUAUUCUAGCUAUAUGAUUAUUGUGCUACUGACUGGCUGCUUGUGAACACUAAAACUGUAUGAACGAAAACCCUGAAUGAGUAGAGAGGUCAUCUUAGAGGGACAAUAUCAAUGUUGGUAUGACCAGUCUUUAUUUUUUUUAUUUUAUUUUUUUUAAACCUGUUAAACUCUAGUGCUGGAAAUAACUUAGGUUUAAGAUAUUAAGAAACAGCAUCCAAGUAGUUUCCUUGUUCCCGAUUUAUGAUAACGGUAAAGAAAAGUCCAUAAAGUGUUUUUUUUUUUUCUUUUUCUUUUCUACCAAAGCACACUUAUGGUCUGUUGUAUUCCAUUUUGAAAUCCCUUUUAUUUAAUGAUUAUAUCACUAACUACGAUGACCUUGUUUGGAAGUUGUGUAGCGUAUAAUAUAGACAGAAAGGUUUGACUAGUUGUGGUUUGCUCAGAGAAUAGAUUCCCUGCAUACAGUAUCUUUAUAUUCACCCUUCUCUAAUAAAUCCCUCAACUUGA